Molecule: messenger RNA, 5009 nt
Organism: Pseudomyrmex gracilis
Lineage: Eukaryota; Metazoa; Arthropoda; Insecta; Hymenoptera; Formicidae
Gene: wnd
Product: mitogen-activated protein kinase kinase kinase 13
Exons: 13
Coding region: 746-3463 (905 amino acids)
Biological process (GO): JNK cascade; protein autophosphorylation
Molecular function (GO): ATP binding; JUN kinase kinase kinase activity
Source: RefSeq, a predicted model, not a curated record
ACCUGUUCAUUUCUUCUCCGUCGCUGCGUCUCUCCGCGCGUCCGCAACGAUGACGUCGGAGGCGAGGGAGAGAUUGCGGGAGAUUGGCGGCUCUCUUGUCUGUGUGUUCCCACACCGUCUCUCUCACCGGACAACCCGACCAGGCCGCGCUCUGGCGUCGGAGUAGCGGGACAAUGACGCACGCCAUUUUGUCCAGUGCCCGUCGAACGCGUCGCGCGUCGGGGUGUUGUGUUGGGGUUGUUCGCGCAGUGCAAGUGAGCAAACCUUGCGGAGUGAACUGAAUCGGAAUCGUGCGAUAAUAACGAGCGGGCGCUCGUCGUGCUCGGCUCGUUGUGGGCCGGUGUAAUAUGUAUUACGUGCUCUACAGACUCGUGCCCGUGGCGACGACGUCCCGCGCGACUAGAGACUACAUCUUCGCUGACUGCGGCGAGCCGCGAAGACGACGGAUGUAGCGUCGCGGCAACGACGACGACGACGCCGUUCAACACAGACAAAAAAGAGCGGAUGACGUGAAUGACGACAAUCUCGCGUCCAGUCGGAUCCCGUUAGCACGGAGAGCAACGUCCAGAUGCAGAUUUGCAGUGAAAAAAGAAUGAAACGACUAAGUCGGAUUUACAUCGAUCGACUUCGUUGUUGCAAAGAUGACUAUAAAUUCUUAAUGACUUAAGAGUUGAAUGCGUAACGGAGAAUACAUCGAAAAAAAUGACAAAAUAUGUUGCAGUAACCCGACGGCACAACGGCAAGAAUGCAUACUCCUGCUGAACCCACAGAGACUCACACACAGUCGAAAAUGUAUAAUCUAGAGAGUGAGGAAACGGGAACGUCCGCGGGCAUGAGUGGAGUAGUUCUUUCGUCACCCAAUCCGGAGGUUCAUAUAUUUACCAACAGCAUGCUAUGUAUCCAAGAAGAACUCGCACAAUUAAGUGAAAUCGCGGGAAGUCCCGAAAGGUUGGUCACUGAGCUGCGAGAAGUUCAAUUGGCAAAUAGCAAUCAUCAUAACUCCGCGAGCAACAACAGCGCAACAAAAUGCGCAACCGGACCGGAAAGUAUCGAUUCCCAACGAUCGAGUUGGCUCGAGGGCAUAAUCGGAUGCAUGCGACCUGUAUUUUCCAUGCUAUCGAAAACCGCUAUUAACGAAAAGAUCAAGAUCCUUUCAAGUAAGUCAUACGCGGAUGAUUGGGAGAUAUCUUUUGAAGACAUUAGCGAGCUGCAAUGGCUCGCGUCCGGAGCUCAAGGUGCGGUAUUUAGUGGGAAAUUAAAUAGAGAAACUGUAGCUGUAAAAAAAGUAAAAGAACCGAAAGAGACUGAUAUACGCCAUUUGCGAAAGCUCAAUCAUCCGAACAUUGUACAAUUCAAAGGAGUUUGUACUAAAUCUCCCUCUUAUUGCAUAAUAAUGGAAUAUUGUCCUUUUGGACCGUUGUACGAUUAUUUGAGAAAUGGAGGACCGGUUCCUCCAGAGAAAUUGGUGUCAUGGUCAAAAGAUAUCGCUGCAGGGAUGACGUACCUUCAUGCUCACAAAAUCAUACAUAGAGAUCUCAAAAGUCCAAACGUUCUCAUUGGACAAAACGAAGUAGUGAAAAUCAGUGACUUUGGCACGAGUAGGCCUAUGCUCGAGAGCAGCACGAAAAUGACGUUCGCGGGCACGGUGGCGUGGAUGGCACCGGAAGUAAUCAGGAAUGAUCCGUGUUCGGAGAAGGUGGACGUAUGGUCGUACGGUGUCGUACUGUGGGAACUGCUAAGCGGUGAAAUACCUUACAAGGAUGUUGAUUAUUCCGCGGUGAUGUGGGGCGUGGGCAGCAAUAUUCUGCAUUUGCCGAUUCCGGCCAGUUGUCCGGAGGGUUACGGACUGUUAAUCAGACAGUGUUGGGCGGCCAAACCGCGUAAUAGACCUUCCUUCAAACUCAUCGAGAUGCACCUCAACAUCGCAUCUGUCGAGGUGCUUGCCACAAAACCCGACGAAUACUUCAAAGCACAACAAUCAUGGAAGAAAGAGAUACAAGAACACAUGCAGCAGAUACCGGUAGUUACUAAUAACGAUCCGCGUUUCGAGGCUGAUCUGAUUCGACGGAGAAAAGACGAAUUACGGCACGCUCAGGAUAUCAGAGAGCACUACGAGCGCAAGCUCGAAAUCACUAAUCAGUUGUAUUUGGAAUUGAACUCUAUGUUGCUGCAAUUGGAGUUGCGGGAGCGAGAUGUGAUAAAAAGAGAGCAGCAAUCGACGGGAUACAAGCAAUACAAGAAGCGCUUUGUUCGACCAUUAUUGAAAGCCCAGGAGAAGCUCUAUCGCAAGCAGAACGGAAUAGUACGGUUUUCCACUUCUUCGACGCCUACUACUCCACCAUCGCCAACAGAUCAUUCACCGCAGAAUCCCGUUAAAGCCACCAUGUACACUCAAUUGAACGAAUCGAAUCAACCGGAAACUGUUCUAGCAUCGAACAAUUCGUACAAACGCAAGUAUAGACAUCGCAGAGUCGGCUCUGGUUGUGGUCUGAGUUCCAGUCCUAGAUCGAGUCCUCAUCGCGAAAGAAAGAGCACGGAGGUACCUGCAAAAUUUAUCGAUAAUCAAACGCAAACGGACGUAAUGGACAUUACCGAAACAGAUCACUCGUUAACACAACCGACCUCGGCGAACAAAUGCUCGGCAAACAACACAUGCUCGCUCUCUUCGGAAAAGACUUCCUUGGAUGCUCUCAACAAAUGUUGCCUCCAUUCGUGGAAUAAACAAACGACGGAAUGUUUAAACGGAAAUCCAAUACCGGAAACAUACUAUCCGAUGCAGAUCAGUUCGUGCUCCAGUCCCGAACCUCUGAAUGAGAAUAACGCGAAUGGAAACGAACGUUUGAAGGAUUGUAGCGACGACGACAAUCUGGAGACCCUCGGUAGAAAAGUUAGCGAGAUUAUUAACGCGAAUCGUCUUAUUAUUGACAACGGAAAUGGCGGUGAUGUGAUUUCUCACAGGAAUGAAGAAGACUUAGGUAAAUUACCUGGGCACUAUGUAGAACAACCCGACAUUAAAAUGCGAAUUACCGCGGACAACGCCACAGACGAUCGCGAAGACGAGGCUUGCGAAGAAAGUUGGUCAGAUGAAGAAGGAGAAGACCUGAGCUACACGAACAACUAUUCCAUUAGACGAAGAAGUAUUGCAAGGAGGCCAAUAGGUCCUGGCUGCAGAUUACGAAGAUCUAAACCGACAACUCUUAAACGAGUACAAGGAGUGUUGGCUUCCGAUGAGGAAAAUACUUCUGAAUAUUCACACCCUCCGUCCAGUCAAACUUCCACGUUAGAUAGUAACCCGGAAGUUCAAAGGGCUUUUCGUGAUAUUAUACACCAGUCUCAAAAAAGGAAGGAAAUAGGGGAUCCCUCUGAUGCAUCGAGCGAAUCAGAGACAGACGAAGUCAGUGAAGUUACCAUCGCAUCUCAACCAGCGAGAACGAUGAGCUUCAGAGGAUUCGAGAGAUUUUAGAGAGAUUAGCUAUUAAUUUUUAUAUGUGAUUUAUAAUUAUGAACAAUAGAGUUAGAUUUACUGCCUGAGUAAAGUUGAAACAUACUUCACUUUGCAAUUUAUGUUGAAUAUUGUAGAUAUUUAUCUAUUUAUAUACAUACACGCAUACAUAUACAUACACAUUCAUAUACAUAAUGACAUAUGUAAACACACAUUUACACAUUACUUCCACAUAUAUAAGAAUACAUAUGCUAAAGAAGUAUGUAAUAUUAGAUUUUUGUAAUUUAGAAGAUCGUGAAUUUGAGUCUAAUUUGUACAAUUCAAUUUUUUUUUUUUUUUUUUUGCAUCUCUGAAGUGAAUGUUAUAUAGAACCGUAAAAAACAAUCUCGAUCAAUAUUUAAUCUUGAUCAUACAUACAUACAUAAAUCUGCAAGAAAUUAGUUUAACGUUGCUCAAAUAUCGCGAUUUGAGUUACAUAAUUGAUUUUAUAUCGCGCGUGAUGAUCAUGAAGAUCCAUAGUGUAAAUUUUUACAUCCAACAAAUCUAAAUACUGCUUCGAAGGAUUUCGUUUGCAAACGCUGCAUAUUACUGUCAUUCAUCAAAUGUCUCGCGUCCCAAGAAUCACUGGUCAUUAGCAAAUGUUCUAGAAAGUACGGAUGUCCGUCUAACGUCCGUAUGUAUUUCAAACGAGAAAUCGUGUAAUAUUUAUUUCGUUUACCUCAUAGCAUCUCAUUUUUGUGCGUCCUUUUUGGAUGCGCUGUGUGUAUCACAUGAGUCACAAAUUUUCAUUUGAAAUCGUGCAUACCCAUUGCCAUAGAAAUAAGUUUUCCCCGCACGUUGAAAUUGGAGGCAGCUAACGCGAAUGUUCGCGAAUGUCCACAACAUGUUUUUCCCCUAAAUGUAUUACUAUCUGACGAAAGGAGAGAGUCACACACGUACACAAACACACGUAAGAGUAAAGAAAACUUCUGGCUAAAUGAUAUUAUGUAUAAUGUAUUAUUCGAGAAUGUGUUCUCUUGAAAAAAAAAAAAAUAAAAAAAAUGAUCUAACGAACGAUCUGUCGUAACGAAAAAAAUGUACAACAUAGCGAUAAACAUACAAAUUUUAUUGACAUAAGUGCCUAUGGCAAUUUGCAUGCAUCUACUGUGACGAUCGAAGAUGUCUAGUGAAAGUUAGAAAAUUGAUAAUAUAUGCAAUUUAGUCUUUGAAGCAUGUAUUGAAAGAUAUUGUUGUACCUGUAUGAUCUUUUAUAUUUGCUACAUAUGAUAUAAUCUAAUACGAAAGAUAUUAGAUCAGGAACAAUGAGAAAAAAAUAGAAAAAAAUGUAAAUUUUCCGAAAACUUCCUAUUUACAACAGGAGAAACAUUUUGCAUCAUGUUCGUACAUGUAUAUCUCCAAAAAAUGUAUAUUCAUACGUAAGGAGAUUUAAUUUUUUUAUUUUACAGAAAGCCAGCUAAGAUCAGAGAGCGUAAGUUUAUGGUAACUAUGUACUUAUUGAUUUUUUCAAGAGCUUAAGCAUUUAUAUAUAAUAUAUAUAAUAGUUUAUAUAUAGAAAAGCGAGUUGUAU